Molecule: messenger RNA, 3324 nt
Organism: Podarcis raffonei (Aeolian wall lizard)
Lineage: Eukaryota; Metazoa; Chordata; Lepidosauria; Squamata; Lacertidae
Gene: ATP1A1
Product: ATPase Na+/K+ transporting subunit alpha 1
Exons: 22
Coding region: 79-3057 (992 amino acids)
Biological process (GO): intracellular sodium ion homeostasis; sodium ion export across plasma membrane; proton transmembrane transport
Cellular component (GO): membrane
Molecular function (GO): ATP binding; ATP hydrolysis activity; P-type sodium:potassium-exchanging transporter activity
Source: RefSeq, a predicted model, not a curated record
ACUGGACGUGACAAGUAUGAGCCUGCGGCUACAUCUGAGCAUGGAGCCAAGAAGAAAAAGGGGAAGAAGGAAAAGGAUAUGGAUGAACUGAAAAAGGAAGUUUCACUGGAUGAUCACAAACUCAGCCUGGAUGAACUUCAUCGGAAAUAUGGUACAGACCUCAGCCGGGGUCUGACUCCUGCACGCGCCCAAGAGAUCCUGGCUCGGGAUGGCCCCAACUCGCUCACUCCGCCUCCCACCACCCCAGAAUGGGUUAAAUUCUGUCGGCAGCUAUUUGGGGGCUUCUCGCUUCUGCUGUGGAUUGGAGCUAUUCUUUGUUUUCUGGCAUAUGGUAUUCAAGCAGCGACAGAGGAAGAACCAAAUAAUGAUAAUUUGUACCUUGGGGUUGUUCUUUCUGCUGUCGUCAUCAUAACUGGCUGCUUCUCUUACUACCAAGAAGCCAAGAGUUCAAAGAUCAUGGAGUCCUUCAAAAACAUGGUGCCUCAGCAAGCUCUAGUGAUCCGAAAUGGGGAGAAGAUGAGCAUCAAUGCUGAAGGGGUGGUUGUUGGCGACCUGGUGGAGGUGAAGGGAGGUGACCGAGUCCCAGCUGAUCUGAGGAUUAUUUCAGCUCAUGGUUGUAAGGUGGACAACUCAUCCCUCACGGGUGAAUCGGAGCCCCAGACCAGGUCUCCAGACUUCACAAAUGAGAAUCCACUGGAGACUAGAAAUAUCGCUUUCUUCUCUACCAACUGUGUUGAAGGCACAGCCCGUGGUGUCGUCAUCAACACUGGCGAUCGGACGGUCAUGGGCCGCAUUGCUUCGUUGGCUUCCGGACUGGAAGGGGGGCAGACGCCCAUUUCUAUUGAGAUUGAGCACUUCAUCCACAUCAUCACUGGCGUGGCCGUCUUCCUUGGCGUUUCCUUCUUCAUCCUCUCACUGAUCCUUGAGUACACUUGGCUGGAGGCGGUUAUCUUUCUCAUUGGCAUCAUCGUGGCCAACGUCCCCGAGGGGCUGCUGGCUACAGUCACAGUUUGUCUGACAUUAACUGCCAAGCGCAUGGCCCGUAAGAAUUGUCUGGUGAAGAACCUGGAAGCUGUGGAAACUCUGGGCUCCACCUCGACAAUCUGCUCUGACAAAACUGGCACCUUGACUCAGAACCGCAUGACGGUUGCUCACAUGUGGUUUGAUAACCAAAUCCAUGAGGCCGACACCACAGAAAACCAAAGUGGUGCCUCUUUCGACAAGACGUCUCCCACCUGGACGGCUUUAUCCAAGGUGGCUGGACUCUGCAACCGGGCUGUGUUUCAGGCCGGCCAGGAAAACCUUCCCAUUCUGAAGAGGUCCGUGGCAGGGGAUGCCUCUGAAUCAGCGCUGCUCAAAUGCAUUGAACUCUGCUGUGGGUCAGUCAGGGAACUGCGAGAGAAAAACCCCAAGGUGGUGGAGAUACCGUUCAACUCGACCAACAAAUACCAGCUUUCAAUCCACAAUAAUGCAAACACAUCGGAAUCGCGGUACCUGCUUGUGAUGAAAGGAGCCCCAGAGCGAAUCCUGGACCGUUGCAGCACCAUCCUGAUCCAUGGGAAAGAGCAGCCCUUGGAUGAGGAAGCUAAAGAUGCGUUUCAGAAUGCCUACCUGGAGUUAGGAGGCCUGGGGGAGAGAGUGCUAGGCUUUUGCCACCUGGCUCUUCCCGAUGAGCAGUUCCCAGAAGGCUUCCAGUUCGACACGGAUGAAGUCAACUUCCCGGUAGAGAAUCUCUGCUUUGUUGGGUUGAUUUCUAUGAUUGACCCUCCUCGUGCUGCUGUGCCCGACGCCGUGGGCAAAUGCAGAAGUGCUGGAAUAAAGGUUAUUAUGGUGACAGGCGAUCAUCCAAUCACAGCUAAAGCCAUUGCCAAGGGUGUUGGCAUAAUCUCUGAGGGCAACGAGACUGUGGAAGACAUUGCUCUUCGCCUCAACAUCCCAGUCAACCAGGUCAACCCCAGAGAUGCCAAAGCCUGUGUCAUUCACGGCUCCGAUUUGAAGGACAUGACCAGUGAGCAGCUAGAUGAUAUCCUGAGGCACCACACAGAAAUAGUCUUUGCCAGAACUUCUCCUCAGCAGAAGCUCAUCAUUGUGGAAGGCUGCCAGCGCCAGGGUGCCAUUGUAGCUGUCACAGGAGACGGUGUGAAUGACUCCCCUGCUUUGAAGAAGGCGGACAUUGGCGUUGCCAUGGGUAUCGCCGGCUCUGAUGUCUCCAAACAGGCAGCUGACAUGAUUCUGCUGGACGACAACUUUGCCUCCAUUGUUACUGGGGUCGAGGAAGGCCGCCUGAUUUUUGAUAACCUGAAGAAGUCCAUUGCCUACACCUUGACCAGUAACAUCCCUGAAAUCACGCCUUUCCUCAUCUUCAUCAUUGCAAACAUUCCCCUGCCUCUGGGUACAGUCACCAUCCUGUGUAUUGACUUGGGGACUGAUAUGGUUCCUGCCAUCUCUCUGGCGUAUGAGCAGGCAGAAAGCGACAUCAUGAAGAGGCAGCCCCGAAACCCCAAGACAGACAAACUGGUGAAUGAAAGGUUGAUCAGCAUGGCUUACGGUCAGAUCGGAAUGAUCCAGGCCCUGGGAGGCUUCUUCACCUACUUCGUGAUCCUUGCAGAGAACGGCUUCUUGCCGUCCACCCUGCUGGGGAUUAGAGUGUCGUGGGAUGAUCGGUGGAUCAAUGAUGUGGAGGAUAGUUACGGACAGCAGUGGACUUACGAGCAAAGGAAAAUUGUGGAGUUUACUUGCCACACAGCUUUCUUCGUUAGCAUCGUGGUGGUGCAGUGGGCAGACUUGGUUAUCUGCAAGACCAGAAGGAAUUCUGUUUUCCAGCAAGGAAUGAAGAACAAGAUCUUGAUAUUUGGUCUCUUUGAAGAAACGGCCCUGGCUGCUUUCCUCUCUUACUGCCCCGGAAUGGAUGUUGCUUUGCGGAUGUAUCCGCUCAAACCAACAUGGUGGUUCUGUGCCUUCCCCUACUCUCUCCUCAUCUUUGUGUAUGAUGAAGUGAGAAAACUCAUCAUCAGACGCAGCCCUGGAGGCUGGGUGGAAAAGGAAACCUACUACUAGAAUUCUACUGGCCAGAUUUGGUUGCACUCUGACACUUCUCCGCUGUGUGAGCUUCUGGAAUGCAGGAAGAUGGAACCCUUGUAGGGUGGAAGCGAUUGGCCGAGGGCUAGAAGAAGCAUGGAAUGGGGGAGGGAGGGGAGUGCCCACCAGAGUCCAGGGGUGAGAGUGGAAGGCGGGAGUAGUUUUUAAAUGUGCCUUUUUGUUUUUGUAAGAAACAAUGAGAUUUUAUAUCUGGACUUUUACAAAUAAAGAUGGAUCAUAAGAGGA